This is a messenger RNA of Durotheca rogersii, 672 nucleotides long. RefSeq lists its product as uncharacterized. Lineage: Eukaryota; Fungi; Ascomycota; Sordariomycetes; Xylariales; Xylariaceae. Bases 1 to 672 code for a protein of 223 amino acids. The transcript has a single exon. The record is from RefSeq and is a predicted model, not a curated record. Gene Ontology annotation, molecular function: nucleic acid binding.
AUGGACCAAAAAUACUUCUCCCCAUCCGACCAACUCACUGGCGCAGCGUUCAACGCCAGCGGCGGAGGCAGAUUCCAGGGGAACUACCGCGGGGACUCGAGCCUCGCUGCCAACAAGGGCACGCACGUACCGGAGGAAAGCAAUACGAGCCUUUGGAUAACAAAAUUGCCAGCUUCGACCACCAUCCCGGCCCUGCUGGCCGCCAUCACCAAGACGGGCAAGGUGCGCUCCGCCGUCGUCAACGGGCCCACGGAGGGCCGCAGCACGGCCGCCGCGUCCCUCAGCUUCUUCCGGCGCGAGGACGCCGAGACGCUGUACCGGGCGGGCCAGCGCGGCAGCUUCCGCGUGUGCGGCACGGCGCCGCAGGUCUUCUGGAACCGGAACCGCGUGGCCGGCGACGGGCCGCCCGAGGCGAGCCGCGUCAUCCUGGUCGCGGGCGACCCCGACGUCGUCAGCCCCGAGGCGCUGACCGCCUACUUCUCCACCAAGUUUGUCUUCGACGUGGACACCAUCAUCGACCACGGCACCGUGCCCGGCUACGGCGGCCCCAUCGCCCGCUGCGAGUACCGCUUCGGCUCCUGGCGCGGCCAGGCCGUCUUCGCCUACCUCGCCAUCACCCGGGAGCUCCAGGGCCGCGUCCUCGUCGAGUACGGCGCCGACCCCUGCGAGUGA